GCUGUACAUAUAUAGGUUGACACCGGCGGACUCAUCUGACAGACACAGUGACAGAUCUCACAUCUCUCCAACGCACACAGUCACACACGUACAACGCGCUGUUGCCAUGCUGAGUUUAGUGGCAUCGCCACCACAGGAGCUGCAGCACCUCAACAUGGAUACUGAUGACAAGAAGAGGGCAGGAAACCUAAAGUUUCGGCUUCAGUGUAGAUCGUCUCAAGCAGCCACCACUGAGGGUAUUUGUUAUGAGGAGAUAUCCCAGUGGUCACAGUCUCUAGAAGGCCUGCUAUCAUCUAAAUAUGGCAUGAAGAUAUUCCAGGCCUUCUUGAAGUCAGAGUUUAGUGAUGAAAACAUCGAUUUUUGGCUGGUGUGUGAGGACUAUAAGAAGAUCAAGUCUUCCUUCAGGAUGUCCUCGAGGGCCAAAAAGAUUUUUAAACGCUACAUUCAAGCUGAGGCUCCGAGAGAAAUCAACAUUGAUCACAAGACCAGAGAGAUGAUCAGACGGAACAUGAAGGCGCCCACCACCGUGUGCUUCGACGACGCGCGGAGGAUCGUCUACGGGCUGAUGGAGAGGGACUCUUACCCACGUUUCCUCAGGUCGGACAUCUUCCAGGCGCUACUAGACUCCACGUCAGAAUCAAUUAAGAUGUAAAGAAAGCAGAUACCGCAGACGUUGUGUACUGUGACGCUGAGCCUGAUGUGCGACCACCUGAGGGAAGCUGUCUUUUUCGCUCGGCUGGGCUCCGCUGGCGGUGAUUCUUUAACACCAAAAGACAUUUCAACACAGUUCCUCUGAGGCCUCGGGCCUCCAAACGACUGCGUCGGACGGGAGAAUUCAACCUUGAGGUCAAAGAGGCCGUUUGUUCACAGAUGGUGUAAUGACAAGGUACGGAUAGAGAGGCCCGAAAUGGUCGAUUUCAAACACUGUCAGGUGGCUGUAAAGCAAAAGGACUUCCCGGAGAUGCCGCCAUUAUGCAGCGAAAAUGCGAGGGACUUUCUGUGCGAGAUGCCAUGAAGUGUGUGUGUGUGGUGCAACACCCUCCACCCGAGAUGCCAGAGCUCGACUGAAGACUGAACGCCAUGUUACUUUUAAUGUUAUUUCACUACUAGAAAGUACGCUAUCAAGAUAUCUAUUUUUUCAACAUUCUGACAACAAUAGUGUGACACCCUGAAAUGACUUAUGUGUUAAAUGUAUUAUAAUUAGUAAUAAGCUAUAUGUAUUGCACAGUUUGGGAGAAUGUUAUGUGAAUGGAAAUAUUGAACAUAUUUGAUAAUAAACUAAAUAUUUGCUUUCAAAUC
Messenger RNA from Pungitius pungitius (ninespine stickleback), 1299 nucleotides. Its product is annotated as regulator of G-protein signaling 13. NCBI's taxonomy places the organism in Eukaryota, Metazoa, Chordata, Actinopteri, Perciformes, Gasterosteidae. Bases 107 to 652 code for a protein of 181 amino acids. The transcript is spliced from 5 exons. The record is from RefSeq and is a predicted model, not a curated record.